Molecule: messenger RNA, 1767 nt
Organism: Trichoderma asperellum CBS 433.97
Lineage: Eukaryota; Fungi; Ascomycota; Sordariomycetes; Hypocreales; Hypocreaceae
Source: RefSeq, a predicted model, not a curated record
AUGCCUCAAACGCCGCCCCUAGCUCCUCAAGACCGCAGCCGCUCGACUCCUGUUGAUGACUCCUUUUUGCUAAGUCUUCUACAGACUCUUUCACUAACCUCGCUUUGUGAAAAUACUUCCCAUCAAGGCACUGCUCGUAGUCUGCCCGUCCCCCCUGAAAGACCCUCUGCCUCGAACCUUGAUCCUCUAUCCCUUUCCCUUCCUUUGCCCUCUCCCGUAUUCCGUUCCGAAUUCACUCCUCACUGGAGUAAUGAUAAUCCUCACUGGAGUAAUGAUAAUCCUCAAAUCAGCCCCCGGCCUCAGGCACAAGUGCCUCCUCCCACUGAACCGCUUUCUAGAGCAGAGGCCUCUUCUUCAAGCCCUUCCCCACAAAAAAUCCCCCCCUUAAAACCUAUGCAGUCCCGGCCCUUCAACCAUCCCAACCCUCUGGGAUCGAACUCUCCUCAAGGGCCUGCCGCUACGAUGGAACAAAACCCACAACCCCCCUUUGUUCCUUCGUCAGCGCCUGCGAGUCGAGUGCAGGAGACUCUUCGAUCAGGAAAUCCUAUUCACGCCGGCAUGCAGCGGAGGCCUGAUGACCUGAGGCAGCCAAGGCAGCUCCCGUUGCCGCAAAGGCAACCUGAUCAUCAUGCGCCGCAAGGAGGGCAGCAAUAUAACUGGAAUUUUCCAGGUCGCGAAAUUAUUCCUCCAGCGCGUAAUAACCGCCCCCUUGAUGGACAGUGGAUGACAGGAGAAUUUCUUUGGAUUCGCGUUGGAGGCAAGCCUUUCAGACUGCCGACGCAGCUUUUAUCAGAGUACCCGUUCUGGUCUGCCCUUACCGUCUUCGAGCCGCCGCCGCAGGGCUGGUCUAUACCUGAUGCCAACCCCGAGAUUUUUACCAUUCUACUUGAAUGUGUGUAUACCAUCUCUGGCCUUCAUGGUACUGAGAGUGGGUUGAACUUGGUCAAGCUUUGCUAUGCAAUCAAUCUCGCCAAGAGAUGGGGCAUGAUAGAGGACCGCAAGAAGCUUCGAGAUACCGCCUAUCGCUACAUCGUCAGAAGAAUCAUGCACUAUGACCCGAAUGUGCCUGAUGAUUGCUGUGCUCUUGAUCACAGUCACUACACAUACCGAUCAGAGGAAUUGUAUCGCACCUGGGAACUUUCUCAGAAGCAUAACUCUAUCCAAAGGAUGCUCACUCAGCACGAUUUGAUCGCGUUAUACUGCUGCAUCGUUCCGCAAGACAUUUGGCCGACAUUGACAGCUCGUUUCAAGCAAGAAUUUACAAUGCUGCUCGAUAUUUCCGCAACGGCUCGCAGAAACUCAGCUGGCGUGACGGCCAACGCGGACUACCGUAGUUGGUGGCAUCAUUAUUACCGCUUGGCAGGCUUUCGGGACGCAAGCUGGUUGAGCCCUGAUGCGCAGAAUCGCCUCUUUGGGCCGCUGGGUCGUGAUGGGAAUAAUGCCUCCCGGGAGCGAGCAGAGUUCGAGGCUGCACGAGCGCGUGGAAGUGCGUUGGUGAAUGCACUUGAGGCACAGCAAGCACAACAGCGGCCAGUCACACCAGCUACUCUAGGCAUUCCCUCUGUUGUUGAGGAAAUUGAUGCCAGUCUUGAAAAUAAUCCUCCAUCAGCGCACCGCCGUGAGACCCGGCGCGUUCAUUUUGCACAGCUCCCGGAAAUCAUUAGAUUUUCUCGCCAACAUAGCGAAAUUCAAAUGAGUGCUCCUGAUACAGCUCUCGAUCCAGCUGAAGAGGAGACAAUCCACGCAGAAGCAGCACCGGCAGGUUAA